Molecule: messenger RNA, 873 nt
Organism: Cladophialophora psammophila CBS 110553
Lineage: Eukaryota; Fungi; Ascomycota; Eurotiomycetes; Chaetothyriales; Herpotrichiellaceae
Exons: 1
Coding region: 1-873 (290 amino acids)
Source: RefSeq, a predicted model, not a curated record
AUGAAGAAGCUCACCCGCACCCUCUCAUCCCGCCGCAGGAGCAAAUCCCAUCUCCAGCCCCUUUCGGCCAACAGCAACGGUAAGGGUAGCGGCGGCGCCCGGUCGAACCAGGCCCAUGUGCGGAAGUCUCCCCCGACAAGCCCCAUCCCUCCGAACACGCAGAUUCAUUUCCCUCAGUGUCCACAUACCACGCCUCCCACUCCUCGGCCAGCACGGCUGCCGUCCGUGUUGAGGGCCGAAAUCAUCGAAGCCGCUCAAACACCAGAGGCGCCAAUACCCUGUCGAGCCUCGAAUGGUCUAGCGGCAGACAAGGACAGGAAUGCUCCAAUCAGGCAAUUCUUGACUGUCCCGACGCACUGUCUCGACUGCACGUUCUCUCCGGCCCUGCAAAACGAGUCCUGGAUCCGCGAGAGGUGCGCGGCCGUUGUCCGGGAAUUGAAAUUGAGGGUCGUGGAGUUGAAGUCAGGCCUCGCAGCCCUGAGCGCUGCAGACGACAGUCAUGACCCUAGUCCUGUGCCUACCACCCGCGUGGACAGGAGCGAGUCGGACAACGACAGCGCGGAAGACGUGCAGACCAGGCAGAAAGCGGAGAUCACGCACCACGAACAGCGCAUCGAGGAGCUGCUGCGCCGACGGGACGACGAGGUGAGGAAGCUGUGGGACCAGGUCCGCGACCAGUGGGAAGGCUGUAUUCGCGAAGUCGUCAGGGAUGACGGGACAGGCGAGGCUGAGGAACGCUGCGUGUUUGUGAUGCCAUGGGACCAGGAGGAGGAGGUCGUGUCUGAGGGUGUGAAGGAGGGAAACGCAGAUAAGAGAGCACGACAAGAGUGUGUCCCGACGGUGGGAGUGAGAUGGUUGCAGAUCGAGGAGUGA